Hordeum vulgare subsp. vulgare (domesticated barley) is the source of this 1862-nucleotide messenger RNA. RefSeq names its product formin-like protein 14. Gene Ontology annotation, molecular function: ubiquitin protein ligase activity. The transcript has a single exon. Gene Ontology annotation, biological process: protein ubiquitination. Bases 201 to 1547 code for a protein of 448 amino acids. The record is from RefSeq and is a predicted model, not a curated record. Lineage: Eukaryota; Viridiplantae; Streptophyta; Magnoliopsida; Poales; Poaceae. Gene Ontology annotation, cellular component: cytoplasm.
ACGACCACAUAAUAUAAUCAGCAAAGUGACAAAGGGGGGUGAAUUAAACAAAUUUAGCUCCCACUUCAGGUUCUUAGUCGCCAAGUCACCCAAGCGUGGAAAGCCAUACAAAAGAGGAACAAGGAGUCAGGACACGCUCGAUCCAGCACAACAAUCACUAGCCGAGCACCGAGCAGAGCAAGCCGCUCCCCUCCCGGCCGAUGAUCUUGGCCGGAGCUCAGCGAGCCCGCGCCAUGGCCUCGCCCGACACCCUGAGCUUCUACUGCCACAGCUGCGGCGCCAGGUUGGAGCUCCCCGCCCCGUCCUCCCCGUUCCACUUCACCCUCUGCCCCCGCUGCCGCCGGGACUACCUCGACGACUCCCCCGCCGCGCCCCACCACUCGACGUUCUUGUCGCUGCCGCCGCCGCCGCCUCCACCGCCCCUGUGCGACGUGCCCUGGCCGCCUGCCCCGUUCACCUCCUCUCCCACGCCACCGCCGAUCCCGCGCGUCUCGUCGUCGCAGUCUUCUUUCACGACGGCGCGGCCGCGGGCUCUGGUGUCCCCGUGCACAGGACCCUCGUCGUCUUCCUCCACAAGGCCGCGUGCGACGUCGAGCGGCAGUGCCACCUCGCCGCCUGUUCCUCCCUUGUCGUCCUGCUGCCCCGAGCGCUCAGCGGCAUGUCGCGAAUUCCGGCUGCUUUGCUCCCACGAGGAGCAGCGCCGGUCCUCCCGGGCCGUCUCUCCCCUGUCGUCCCCAUACUCCACCGCCUGCUCCUCCCCUCUGCUGGGGUCGCCACCGCCGCCGCCGCCGCCCCCGUUCCACCACGGCGAGCUACUAUCCGAGACCGAGCCCUCCUCCACCGCCGAGGAGGAGACCAUGUCACCGCCUCAGGAUCUGCUCCCUCCUCCGCCACCGCCUUGGCUGCCGCUGGCGUCCGCUGACACAUGGGACGAGUACUUCCUCAACCCCUCCGACUCCGAUGACGACACCCCGCCACGGCCUCCUCCGCCGCCGAACGUUUCCACCUACCACGCCAUGUUCGACAUGCCGCUCCAAGCCCAACGCGGCGGGCCACAGGCGGCGGCGGCGGCGUCCACCAACGACACCGUGUUCGAGUUCGACGCGUCGUUCCAACGCGGCGGGUCACAAGCGGCGCCGCCGGAGUCCAUCGCCGCGCUGCCCACCGUCGCCGUCACGGACGCCGGGCUGGACUGCGUGGUAUGCACCGACCCCCUCCCGCCCACGGCGCCCGCGCGCCGGCUCCCCUGCGGCCACCUGUACCACUCCCACUGCAUCGUCAGGUGGCUGUCGGAGCACAGCAACUCCUGCCCAGUCUGCCGCCGCAGCAUCCCGACGAACACCUCCGCCACAAGCGAUGUUGCAUCGUCGUCGUCGUCGCAGUCCCCCGGCGGGAGGCGAAGGCGGUCUCUGCCGGUGCCAGGGGGGCGCCGGAUCAGAAGGAUCUGCAGCCGGCUGCUAAGAAACAUGGAGAUCGGCCGCGAUCGUCAGGCCAACAGCGGCCGCGAUCGCCAGACAAACAGCAGCGGCGGCGAUGUGCAUGCGUGAUGGCUGGCAUUGUCCUGCUGCACAUGUACGGUCGUCGGUGUCUCAGCUCGUUGCACCGAGAUCAUAGCCUAGCCUAAUAUUAUAAUUACAGAACAUGAUUAUCGAGUGUUGAUAAGUAAGUGUGUUUUUACAACGGAAGAGAGAACUGUGCUGGCCUUCGCUGCCAUGGGGUGAACACAAGAAAUUAUUAAAACAUGUGGCAGGCAAAUGAACUAGGAAGAGGUGAGUGACACGCAAACGAAAGAUUGAAGGAGUUGCUUGCUUACAGUUGGUUGUUUUUCAAUUCAGCAACAAUCAAGAUCUUUUAUGAGGGCU